Messenger RNA from Rhizophagus irregularis DAOM 181602=DAOM 197198, 537 nucleotides. RefSeq lists its product as uncharacterized. NCBI's taxonomy places the organism in Eukaryota, Fungi, Glomeromycota, Glomeromycetes, Glomerales, Glomeraceae. The record is from RefSeq and is a predicted model, not a curated record.
AUGAAGCACAUGGUUUUUAUUAUUGUAUCAUUUUUUAUAUUUUCCAAAACUUUUGCUUUUAAAUCUUUAGUAGAUUGUACUGAUGCUCCUUACUUUGAACCCGAUUACAUUUUAUUUCUAUCAAAUAAUCUUGUACGAUUAAAUUCAGUGGGACCAGCCCAAACAGAAUAUCCUGGUAAAAUCCCAUGUUGUUUGCAACAGGGGAUGAUGCUUAUUAGUGAUUAUACGUUUAAAAAUGAAAGUUACCAAUAUACUAUUAUACCAAAAAAUAAACUUUUAUGGGUAAAUGGAUACACUAGCACAAAUAUCUUAAAUUCGAAUGAUUGUUCAAGUGGAAGCCUUGAUUGUAAUACACUUUAUCAAGGACAAUAUACUUACACGCGAGAUGACAAAAUUGAUCCCAAAAAAUUUUUCUCUCCAGGAGAGGAUAUCACGGUGGAAAUAACUAUGUAUGGUAAUUGUUAUUAUGACAACGAAACGAUUUGCUUAUCGUCUUGUCAGUAUAUCGCUGACAUAUCUUAUAAUCCACCAAAAUAA